Molecule: messenger RNA, 5295 nt
Organism: Malassezia restricta
Lineage: Eukaryota; Fungi; Basidiomycota; Malasseziomycetes; Malasseziales; Malasseziaceae
Product: ABC transporter
Exons: 1
Coding region: 1-5295 (1764 amino acids)
Biological process (GO): transmembrane transport
Cellular component (GO): membrane
Molecular function (GO): ATP binding; ATP hydrolysis activity; ABC-type transporter activity
Source: RefSeq, a predicted model, not a curated record
AUGCAGCGAACCGAGGGACUUGGCCUUGCGCCCCCUCAUAAUAUAUAUCCUAUGAUGGACGGUGGCCAAACGACUCCGACCACACAUGAUCAUGAAUUCCUAUCAGCUACGUCCCAUCCGGGCAUGACAGAUUCGCCCAUGGCUCAGCCGCCGAGCAUGUACACACACAUAUCUCAGGGUGAUAAAAUCAUGACACCGUCACCCCAUCCUGCUCAGCCCUCUCCGGAUACACCUCUGGGCAAGCCGUUGGAGCGGCCAUUCGGCACGCCCAUAGAACUGUACGACCAGGGUAACCGUCGUGCACGUCCCACUGUGCCGAUGAACACACUUGAUCCUGAGGGUGUCAAUAAUCUCUUUCGGAGACUCUCGACACGCACCCGUCGAUCAAACACACAGCGCCACUCCAACUUUGUGGGACCAAGCGCUGACUCUGCUUCAUAUGUGGCGUUCGGCGAAGCAUCGCCGAAUUUCGCAUCACCUUAUAUGAACGCGUCUGAUUCCAAGUUUGUGACAGAGGCAGAUGUGACGUCUAAUAGCGCAGGCGUUGAAGCGACGUAUGAUCCCUUUGAUGAGAAACACAAAUUUGACUUGUCGUACCUGUUGCGAGAAGUGUAUCGUGAAAUGGCUGAGCGAGGCACCGAGCAGCGAUCCAUGGGUAUUGCAUUUCGCGACCUGCGUGUGACGGGAUACGGUACGGGCGCCCAACUCAAUGAGACGUUUGGCUCAUGUCUUAUGCUGCCUAUUCGCAUGAUCUCCAACAUCCGAGAAAUGAUGCACCGCCCCGUCAAAACCAUUCUGCAAGACAUUGAGGGAUGCGUCAAACCAGGUGAAAUGCUGCUCGUCUUGGGCCGCCCUGGUAGUGGGUGUACGUCCCUACUCAAGGCACUUGCGUCGUAUCGCGAUGGGUACCGCAGCGUGGACGGCACGAUCUUGUACGAAGGUCUAGAUCACCGCAGCAUCGACGGCCCACUGCGCGGCGAUGUGGUUUAUUCGCCCGAAGACGAUGUGCAUUUUCCAACGCUCACUGUGGGCCAGACGCUGCGCUUUGCCACUGCCACACGCGCGCCGAAUACCAAGUACCGCAUCACGCUCGGUGAGACAGGCGAUCGUCGAGAGUACGUCGACGGCACGCGCGAGGUCUUAGCCACCGUACUGGGCCUGCGACAUACCUACAAUACCAAGGUCGGAAACGACAUGAUCCGCGGUGUGUCGGGUGGUGAGCGAAAGCGUGUGAGUAUUGCCGAGACACUAGCCGCGCGUGCCAAAAUCGCGCUCUACGACAACUCUUCGCGAGGCUUAGAUGCAUCUACGGCUCUCGAGUUCGUCACAGCUCUACGCAUCCAGACCAACAUCGCCAACUGCACGACCAUCGCCUGCAUUUACCAGGCUGGUGAAAACAUCACGAAGCUGUUUGAUAAAGUGGCGCUUCUCAAUCAGGGUUACUUGGUGUACUUUGGCCCUGUGGCACUGGCCGUCGAGUAUUUCAAGUCGAUUGGUUUUGAGCCCCUCAAUCGUCAGACCACCGCCGAUUUUCUUGUCGCUUGCACGGACACGGGUGGUCAAAAUGUGAAUCCUCACUUCCCAGGUCCUGUUCCCCGCUCGCCCAAAGAACAAGCGCAAGCUUUCCGAGAUUCAUGGAUCGGCGCUGCCAACCGCACCGAAAUCGACAACUAUAUCGCUUCGAUGAUGGCUCGCCAGACGAAGCAAAAUGCGGACCAUUACGUGAACCUUGCGCGAGAUGAGCGAGCCAAAUACACUUUGCGAAGCAGUCGCUACCUGCUAUCGUGGCCCAUGCAAGUACAGCUGGCCCUCAGGCGCCGUGCACAGAUUGCCAUGGGUGAUAUGGGCACGCACAUUACUGUCGUGCUUGCUGCGCUAUUCCAGGCGCUCAUUAUUGGUUCCGUGUUCUUUCAGCUGCCGAAAAACUCAGCUGGCUUCUUCUCACGUGGUGGUGUAUUGUUCUUCUCGCUCCUGUACAAUUCCUUCACAGGCAUGUCGGAAAUCUCGCUGUGCUACGAGCAACGCCCCAUCGUGAUUCGUCAAAAGCGAUUUGCCAUGCUGCAUCCCUCCGCGGAUGCACUGAGCAAUACCAUCCUCGAUUUUCCCAUCCGUGCCGUCUCCAUCUUUGUGUUUGAUAUCAUUGUGUACUGGAUGACGGGUCUGAAUGCCGAUGCUGGCCGCUUUUUCACGUAUCUUGGUGUGACGGCUCUUGUCACGUACUGCAUGACUUCCUUUUUCCGCAUGAUCGCCUCGGCCACCAAGUCUGAGCCGUUAGCAACAACAUUCGGCGGUCUGGCUGUGCUUGACGUGGCGCUCUAUACCGGUUAUAUGAUCCCGCGCAAGUCGAUGAAGCCUUGGUGGAAGUGGCUCAACUAUUGCAAUCCCGUCGCGUUCGGGUUCGAGGUGCUUCUGGCGAACGAAUACCAUGACUCCUUAUUUGACUGUGAGCAGCUUGUGCCUGUUGUGCCUGGCCGGCAAAUUGACCUCGUGAACCAAGUGUGUCCUGUCAUGAGUGCUCAGCCAGGCGAGGCCAUGGUCAAUGGUGACAGGUAUUUGCGUGACAUGUACGACUUUUCGUGGGACAAUCGCGUACGCAACUCGAUGAUCAUCCUAGCCUUCUGGGUCUUUUUCAUCUUGUGUUUUCUGUACGCGUCCAACCACCAAAUCGAUCCAGCAGCGUUGGGUGGUGAGAUGCAAUUUGAGCGCUCUAAGGCGAAACACAUGAAGAACCUACCGUCAGCGAAUGACCAGGAAAAGGCGCUCGAAGAAGACGCACCUGCUGAGACGCAGGAUGCAGCUGAGCCGCCACCCACCAAGGGAGGUGGCCAUCUCAAAGUGUCUGACGCAGUGUUCAGUUGGGACAACAUCACGUACGAUGUCAUGAUCAAAGGCAAGCCUCGCCGUCUGUUGAAUCAUGUGUCGGGCUACGUCGCGCCGGGCAAGAUGACAGCCUUGAUGGGUGAGAGUGGUGCCGGUAAGACCACGCUUCUCAACGUCUUGGCCCAGCGCACCGAUGUGGGCGUCGUCGCAGGUGACUUUUUCGUCAACGGCAAGCCACUGCCGAAGUCGUUCCAAGCCGAUACUGGCUACUGUCAGCAGCAGGAUGUGCAUUUGGCGCAGCACACGGUGCGUGAAGCCCUGCAGUUCUCGGCAAUGCUUCGUCAGCCGCGUGAGACGCCGAAAGAAGAGCGUCUAGCGUAUGUGGAAACCGUCAUUGAGCUGUUGGAAAUGGAACAAUUCGCUGAUGCUAUUGUUGGCGAUGUGGGCCAAGGUCUAAACGUCGAGCAGCGCAAGCGACUGACGAUUGGCGUAGAGCUGGCAGCGAAGCCGAGUCUGCUGCUGUUCUUGGAUGAGCCGACGUCGGGUCUGGAUGCGCAGGCAGCAUGGUCAGUGGUGCGGUUCCUGAAGAAGCUGGCAUCGGAAGGACAGGCGAUUCUGUGUACGAUUCACCAGCCAAGCGGAGAACUGUUCAAUCAAUUUGAUCGACUUUUGCUGCUGCAGAAGGGAGGCCGGACGGCGUACUUUGGAGAUCUCGGACCGAACUCGAUGACACUGAUUCGAUACUUUGAAGAACGGAGUGGGGUCAAGUGUGGAGAGAAUGACAAUCCAGCCGAGUAUAUUUUAGACGUGAUCGGAGCCGGUGCGACAGCGACAACGGACAAGAACUGGCACGACCUGUUCUUGCAGAGCGAUCUCAACCGGCAGCUGCGCGAAGAACUGGCACAUAUUUAUGCUACGAAGCGUCAUGUACAAGACGAGACAUCCUUAACGUCGAUGCGAGAGUAUGCACAGCCGUUUAUCGUGCAGCUGUAUGAGGUCACAAAGCGAGCAUUUAUCGCGUACUGGCGCAAUCCUCUGUAUAUAUACACGAAGCUGAUGCUGAACUUUGUGUCUGGCCUGGGUGUGGGCUCGAGUUUCUACAAAGAGGGUGAGAAAAACUACUACAUUGCGUUGCAAAAUCGUCUGUUUGCAAGUUUCAUGGCUUUGGUCUCUGCCACGUCAUUGUCACAGCAUUUGCAGCCGGAGUUUAUCCGCUUCCGUGGUCUGUUUGAAGUACGUGAGAAGCCUUCCAAGAUGUACACUUGGCCCGUCAUGGUGCUGAGCGCCUUGAUUGUCGAGAUUCCAUGGAAUCUCUUCGGUGGUACGACGUACUGGCUGCCAUGGUACUAUCUGAUUCACUUCCCGACGGACAACAAGCAUGCAGGUUACAGCUGGGGGCUGUACAUGCUAUUCCAAAUUUACUACUGUACUUUUGCGCAGGCCAUGGCCGCCGUGAGUCCGAACGCCAUGAUUGCCUCGAUUUUGUUCUCUACAUUCUUUUCGUUUGUGGUGGUGUUCUGUGGUGUGGUGCAGCCGCCGAAUCAGAUGCCGUACUUUUGGCGCUCCUGGAUGUUCCAACUGAGCCCCUUUACGUGGAUCAUGGAGGGCAUUCUCGGCAACGCUGUGGGUGGUGCGCGUGUCGAGUGUGAUCCACAACAGGGAGAGAUGCAGACCAUCCGGCCCCCUGAGGGUAUGACGUGCGGAGAACACAUGGAGCCCUUCUCGUAUCGCUCUGGCCCGCAUGCGCCGCCAGGCAGCCAGGGCUACUAUGUCGAGGAGAAUGAUGGCACAUGUUCCUUCUGUCUGUACCGCUACGGCGAUGAUUACCUCUCUACGGUCCGAAUGGAUGCGGGCAACAAGUACCGAGACCUUGGUAUUAUUGUCGCCUACAUUGCAUUUAACACUGCCCUGCUCUUCCUACUGUUUUGGCUCUUCCGCAUCUACCGCUUUGGCAAGAACAAGAACGCCAAGAAAACCAAGACGGCGCCGUCCGGUCCCGAGGAACAGCUGCCCAUUCCCACGGGAGCCAUGCAAUUAGAGACGCCCGCGAUGGCCGUCAAUGUACCGCAUGCACUGGGCGCCAGUGUCACAAACAUGUUUGAUGCAGCACACCAUGACCACGAUGGAUCCAGACUAGCAUCGUCGUACAUCCACCCAGACCUGGUGACAUCCAAGACGCAGCUCAUGUCGGAAUCGCCCCUGCUUGACCAAGACGAGAUCGUGAGCACGCCCAUGUCUCACCCCCUCGAGCCACGCAAGCGGCACAAGUUCCCUCAUGAAGACUCGAUGUACAUGGAGACGGACGCGUAUGACUCGCCCGCCUUGCACAGCCCGCACGACGACUCGAGCAAUAUGGAGACAUGGCACACGUCAGCGGGGGCAGUGGCACCGUCUGGGCCGCCGAUCCUGCAACCGGAGGCGACUUCUGCACAGCCACGGCGUACGAUAUCGGGCAUUUCAUACUACUACCACUAG